Wallemia mellicola CBS 633.66 is the source of this 240-nucleotide messenger RNA. RefSeq lists its product as hypothetical. Bases 1 to 240 code for a protein of 79 amino acids. The transcript is spliced from 2 exons. The record is from RefSeq and is a predicted model, not a curated record. Lineage: Eukaryota; Fungi; Basidiomycota; Wallemiomycetes; Wallemiales; Wallemiaceae.
AUGCACGUAGUCGACGAAAAGGAUUUAAAACAAGAGUACGAGGAGCACGAAGUAGCUCCAGAUGGUGUAUUGAGACACGGACAAACUGUUGACUUGGAGACUUACAGUAAUGAUGACGAAGAAUUUGGUGGAUAUGAGAACAGAAAAAAGAUGGAACGCAAAUUGCUUUGGAAAACUGAUGCCAGAUUCGCCAUUAUGAUUAUCAAAACAAUGUCCCGGCGGCUCGUCAUCAAGGUUUAG